CGGUUAACCCAAGCAUUUAAUAUAUGGUAUAAUGUUUUGAUGAAAAAGUACUAUAUGCACACUUUAGGAAGAUUUCUAAGCCGUUUAUAGCUGUUUUCGAUCAAAAUACGUGCUCAUUAAUCGAUAAGGAAGCUGUUUGUAUAAUAUGGCAGUGAACUAAUGUCUAAAACAUGAAAAAAAAAGCCACGACUUGACAUGUGCGGGAGUUCACUUUUACAUUACAACAAGCCAAGCGCAACUGAUUUCUGUUGACGAGCGCUCUUAGAAUUCUCACUACUUCUUUAAAAUGAAGCUUAAAAAACUACUAAUUUUUGGGUGGAUUGUAUCAUGUAUAGUCUGGUCGAAGGUAUCGUCGGAAUUAGCAGUGGAAGAAACGGAUGGGCUUAUUGUUCACUGUGCUCCCCAAUACAUGGAACUCCACGUCUCAAGAGCCAGGUUCUUCUUCUUAGACCCCCAAACUUUCCACUUCAAUGGCACUGAUUGUAAAGCUUAUUAUAUCAACUCUACGCAUGUCAUUAUGAGGACACCGCUGAGCGGGUGUAACACGCGGUUGACGUCGAAUGAGGAUUUAUUGACGUUCUUCGCUAGUGUUGAUACAGAAGUUUUCCGUACUGGAAGUCCUAUCAGUCGGUAUCCAUCGUAUUUCUAUAUGUUCGAGUGUUCGUAUUACAGGACGUUUAGGAUGACUCUCAAUGCUUUUAGUACCGUCGGAAAGAUCGUCACAAGGCCUAAAGUAAAACUUGGUAACUUCUCAUUCCACAUGACCAUGUUCCAGACAAGCAAGUAUUUCAGUCCUUAUACACGGUUUCCCGUCAGGGUGAGGGUAGGGGAACGAGUAUACCUUAAAGUCAAGGUCCUUACCAACACGACGGGACUGACGCUAUUUCUUGACCGUUGCAAAGCAACACCAUCUCCAGACCCGAACCACGAACAGUCGUACUAUGUACUCAUGAACGGGUGUCCAACUGACCAGACACUAAACUACAAGUUCUCUAUCGACCAAGAGCAGCGGUUCAGCUUCGAAGCGUUCCGUUUCACUCAGUCAAAAGACUCCAGCCAAGUUUACCUUCACUGCGAGGCCAUAGUAUGCCACAAGGAUAACAACGCGUCGCGGUGUAACCAGGCCUGUUCUAAGUCCGAUAGGCCCCGGUACCUAACUAAGAGAGACAUCACGACCAGAGAAACAGAGGAAGUCAUCAUGGACGACAACCUGACGAGUCUACUCAACAUGACAAGUAAAAUCUAUGAUGUGUCUUUAGGGCCCCUGAAGGUCUAUAUCGAUCCUAUACGUAAAGGCCCCUUGGUCCAAGAGUCUGCUCGACGUGAAGGCAGUGGAUCACGCCACUCACCAACUCUAGUACUCUUUUUCAUAUCCUUUAUUCUAUUACGUAUUUGUAGUUAAAUUGAGCAUCAAAUGUACGAUCCCUAGACUGGCAGGGGCGGGGAUAGCUUGGUUGUCACUCCAAGUUAUCGAUUCUUGCGGUUUCCUUGGAGAUAAACCAAGGGAGUGAACUUGAGCACUUGAUCUUCCAAUUCUUUGGAAUCUUGGUGCAAUUAUCAGAACUGGUCGUAAAUAAAUCGAGGACGGUCUAGGAAUGGAGGAAUUCACCUUUUCCGCGCUUGCCGUCACGGGGUAUAAAUUGCUUUAGAUUGUGUACGGUCACCAAAAAGUUCGAACAUGGUUCUCGAAUUUCUGUGCAAAUGUACUGACUCUAAAUGAACUAUUUACUUGGUUAAUGUUUAGUUAGUUCUCUAUAUACAAGUAAAUGAUCAUUUUUCUAGCUUGAUUGAAGCUUUUCUUACU
This is a messenger RNA of Actinia tenebrosa (Australian red waratah sea anemone), 1804 nucleotides long. Its product is annotated as ZP domain-containing protein. NCBI's taxonomy places the organism in Eukaryota, Metazoa, Cnidaria, Anthozoa, Actiniaria, Actiniidae. The record is from RefSeq and is a predicted model, not a curated record.